CUAGAACAUCUUCAAACUCGACUUUCAUCACUGCGAGACUGCGAAGAAGGCCGUCUCUUCCGAUGGCCUAUCUGUAAACCACGAUACCAUACCUAUUCUAUUCUGUCCAUUCUGACUUUACUUCUCCAAUUGUUAUUCUUGAUUCAUUCACUAUCUCCUUCUUCCCCACCUUCCCUUGUGUCUUUUCUUCUUGAAUCUCCUUCCUUGCUGUUGGCUCCUAUCUAACUGAAACCAUACGGCUGCCUCAAUCCGGCGACCGUCUCACGAUUCCCAUUCGCCACCCCUCACCCUCAAACAUCGACCUCCCAAAAGACACCUCACGAGAAAAUAAAGACAACGCACCAAAGAAAACCGAACAAACAGACAAAAAUGGGCUACCUCCUCUACUCCAUAACCUUCGCCUCCCUCGUCGUCGGCACGAUCCUAUACCUGACGCGCAACUACUGGAUGCCAAUCUUCCGCGACCGUGGGCUCUACCUGCGCGUUCCCGGCUCCUUCGCCAGCGACAUCGAGGCCGGCCUGUCGAGCAGCACCUUCGACCUCGGCGCCAACGUCAGCGGCGGCGACGGCCGCGCCGGCCUCGACGACGAAGCCAAAACCCAGAUCCUCGCCAUCAUGAAGAAGCGCCGCCUCCAGUUCGACGACGCCCGCCGCGUCUACAUGGAGCAGCGCUUCAGCGCCAACGGCAUCGCCGCCGACGGCAGGCCCAAGGACCCCAAGUUCGUCAGCUUCUCGUAAGAAGAAAAAAAGACGGGGGAACUCUUCCUCUGCGAAAAAGAAAGAAAAAUGAAAAUCGCAAAGCACCUGUUACAGAUAAGAUGCGAUGCGAUGCGAUGCGAAUUGGGUCGCGCUCGGACUGUGUAUUACCUAUUGCGCCUACCUAUGCGAAGGGGCAGCGUGUAUGUGUAUUUUUCGGUAAGGACGGAGCGUCGGGCUGGCUGGUAGGUUGCCGGCGUGGAUUUGGGAGGCAGGACGGAGAACGGGCCGAUAGGUGGACGGGACUGAGCGACGGACCGACCAAUUUCUCGGCGAUAAGCAUUCGCAUUUUCCUUUAGUAUCUCGACGGCAUGGCGUUUACGGACAUGGACUAUUCGUUGAGUGAGGCCCGGCGGUUUUAUCGCCUUCGGGCACUUGGUAUUCGGCACCAUCGACCUGAAGUAGGUUAUCGACAUCAUACACCCUGGCGUAAUGGAGAAGGGAGGGACGGGAGUCGAGGUUUGCAAUUACAAUUGAAACCCUCGGGGAGGUUAUAUAUACAGUAUAAUCGUAGGUGCGAUUAUAGGGGGACGACGAUGGAUCGUUCAAAAUCUACCUACAUACAUACCCACGACAUUUUCUUAUCUGAAUUCAAUGACAAAAUCUCCAAGUAA
Molecule: messenger RNA, 1370 nt
Organism: Annulohypoxylon truncatum
Lineage: Eukaryota; Fungi; Ascomycota; Sordariomycetes; Xylariales; Hypoxylaceae
Product: protein precursor
Exons: 1
Coding region: 370-738 (122 amino acids)
Source: RefSeq, a predicted model, not a curated record